Messenger RNA from Penicillium hordei, 1032 nucleotides. Its product is annotated as DUF1295 domain protein. Bases 1 to 1032 code for a protein of 343 amino acids. The record is from RefSeq and is a predicted model, not a curated record. The transcript has 2 exons. NCBI's taxonomy places the organism in Eukaryota, Fungi, Ascomycota, Eurotiomycetes, Eurotiales, Aspergillaceae. Gene Ontology annotation, cellular component: membrane.
AUGACAUUCUUAAUCCCCUCCUCAACCCUAGAGAACCAGGCCUCUAGCUCUCUCCAUUCCCCACCGCUUAAAAACAAGAUAACACCCGGCGACGUGGGAAUAUUAAAGUCAAACCUCCUGCCCUCAUUCGGCCUGUAUUCCAGCCUCUCACUCGCAACAUAUAUUGCAGCCGAAGCAACAGACCGAGUCGAACUCAAAGACUGGCUCUGGCCCUCCGCCCAAGUCCUCAAUGCGUGGUGGACCGCCGUCGGGCAACCGAUGUGCGCACACGACAUCUCAUUCAGAACAGCUUGUGAGGCUCUACCAUGGACCAAAAGGGUUCUUCUAAGCUGCGUUACUAUUUGGGGCACAAGACUCUUUGCCCGCAUUGCGUCCCGGUCAUUGUCCCGUGGGACAGAUGAUGCGCGGUACGAGGCAGUAAAAAAAGAACCUGGCUUUUGGAGAGGUGCCUUCUUAAAGAUAUUUUUACCGGAAGCUGCUGUGUUGAGUGUGAUCUCAUUGCCGUUCACGGUUCCGUUCACUACGGGUGACGCUACGCUUCCGAUAGGCGAUGAUGUGAUGAAUGUUGUUCGAGCGCUUGGCGUUGGGCUUUUUGGUGCAGGGUUUGCGAUGGAAUUUAUGGCGGAUACGCAGCUUGGACUUCAUCGACAGGAACGGACGGAUUUAUGUCGACAUGGUGUUUGGGGUUUGGUGCGGCAUCCGAAUUACCUUGGGGACACUUUGGUCCAUUUUUCAUUUGCGUUGCUCAACAUGGCUGGUCCGUUUAACCCAGUUGUGAUACUGGGACCUGUGGCGAACUACCUAUUCCUUCGCUUCGUGAGUGGUGAUAAGGAGACUGAGGCUAGCCAGGAGGAGCGCUAUAAGUCUCAGGAUCCACAUAAGUAUGAGCAGCUGCGACAAUGGAAGCGAGAGAAGAACAGUUUCUGGCCUGAUUUGCGCGACUUGGUGAACCCAUGGGCAUUGGCCGUUGCUGCUUGCGGGUUUAUUGGCGUUGUGAUUGAGGAGGGGUUUAGAGGUGCAUAUGAGAUGUGA